AUGUGUGCGAAAAAGCUCAAGUAUGCUGCCGGAGAUGACUUUGUACGUUACGCAACGCCUAAAGAGGCCAUGGAAGAAACCCGACGUGAAUUUGACAAAGAGAGACAAAGGCAACAACAAAUGAAAGCCGCUCCACCACCACCACCACCACCGUCUAACACUAGAAUCCAUUCGGCUCCAAUUCCUCUCCAAAAUCAGUACCUCAAAAACCGGGUUGAGAGCGGACACCAAUCUUACGGCUCUCCCCAAAAUUACUCUCCUAGACAUACGAAAGUACCUAUUGAUCCUAGAUAUAAUAACACGGUACAGAAACCGGCCAGUAGGCCUAUCCCCCCACAACCGAAGCAUUAUAACAGUGCAGCCUCAUCCUCUCUACGCAUAGCCUCCCCUGCAUCAGUGCAUAACCCACAAGUACCGGCCUCAACUGCUCCUUUUGAUAGUAAAGAAGAUCUGAGAGAUAUGCAGGUAGCCGUUCAGCUGUUUCACAACCAUGACAUUAAGGGCAAAAAUCGACUGACAGCAGAAGAGUUACAAAACUUAUUACAAAACGAUGACAAUUCUCAUUUUUGUAUAUCAUCAGUGGAUGCCCUAAUAAAUCUAUUUGGUGCUUCAAGGUUUGGCACUGUGAACCAGGCGGAAUUCAUCUCUUUAUACAAACGAGUGAAGAGUUGGAGAAAAAUCUAUGUGGAUAACGACAUCAAUGGAUCACUCACCAUUUCUGUAAGUGAAUUUCAUAAUUCACUUCAAGAAUUGGGUUAUCUGAUACCUUUUGAAGUCAGUGAGAAAACAUUUGAUCAGUAUGCUGAGUUUAUAAAUAGAAGCGGGACAGGCAAAGAACUAAAAUUCGACAAGUUUGUGGAGGCAUUAGUUUGGCUAAUGAGAUUAACAAAAUUAUUUAGGAAGUUCGAUACUAAUCAAGAAGGUAUUGCAACCAUACAAUACAAAGAUUUUAUCGAUUCUACAUUGUAUUUGGGCCGUUUCUUACCACACUGA
Molecule: messenger RNA, 993 nt
Organism: Saccharomyces eubayanus
Lineage: Eukaryota; Fungi; Ascomycota; Saccharomycetes; Saccharomycetales; Saccharomycetaceae
Gene: PEF1
Product: Pef1p
Exons: 1
Coding region: 1-993 (330 amino acids)
Molecular function (GO): calcium ion binding
Source: RefSeq, a predicted model, not a curated record